UGGCGGCGGGUGUGUCGGGGAUAGCUGUUGCACUCCUUGUUUAUGUGCUGAUUUUAAGUAAUUUCAGCUCUAUUUUUACUGGACAAAGUCUUAAUAAUAGUUUUUUUCCUUAUGAGGAUUUAAAAUUAUCCUGUACAACUCAUUUGAUGGCGAGCCGUGUGAAUAAUCACUUUGGUUUCGGGAGACAUGCGUUCGCUAUUACCUUUAUUCAUCCACAUCUCUUCAGUAAAACAAGAGGACGAAUGUACAAAGCUGUAUUACACCAACAACAAAGCCUCGCUUUCAUUAUCUCAAUUUGUCUAUUAUUAUCUGGUGACAUUCAUCAAUGCCCUGGUCCAGUUAGCCCACCAACGCGGACGGGGCCACAUGUAUCAUCCAUCUAUAGUAGGAGCAACAUUGGAAACCUACAGGUAUGUUCAUCAUCACAUUGCUAUGCUUUGGAGCAACCGACUGACAUACCGGCUUCUGUUUCUUCGGUGGGCGAUGUGGAUCUGUCGGUGGUUGGCGUUGUGGCGGCGGUUGGUGUGUCUGCGUUGGAUGGGGAGUGCGGUUUGUUCCGGAGGAGUGGUGUGUUCUGCGGAGGUUCGCGGAGUGUGCUGGAGGGGAACCAGGGAGAUGUUGUUGGCCCUGAUGGCGUUCCUGCUGUUCAACGGAGAUCGCCGUGUGGGUGUGAUGAUGCAGGCGGUGACUUGACAAUUCAAAAAUUGUUACAGUCUCAAUCUCAUUUUACUGAAGGAAAUGCUGGUACGGGUAGCUUAGCUACGAUCGGGAAUUCUACAAAACAAAUCAGUUGCCUGUUGUACAUCUGGCCUAGGACUUCAGAUGAAAACUAGCCUCUUGGCUAACUCUGGCAUAUUUUGACUUGUCAUGUUAAUAUGCAUUGUCCUUGGAAUAAAAA
Carassius auratus (goldfish) is the source of this 898-nucleotide messenger RNA. RefSeq lists its product as uncharacterized. NCBI's taxonomy places the organism in Eukaryota, Metazoa, Chordata, Actinopteri, Cypriniformes, Cyprinidae. The record is from RefSeq and is a predicted model, not a curated record. The coding region runs from base 147 to 833 and encodes 228 amino acids. The transcript has 2 exons.